Molecule: messenger RNA, 2879 nt
Organism: Alexandromys fortis (reed vole)
Lineage: Eukaryota; Metazoa; Chordata; Mammalia; Rodentia; Cricetidae
Product: olfactory receptor 10K2-like
Exons: 1
Coding region: 14-958 (314 amino acids)
Biological process (GO): detection of chemical stimulus involved in sensory perception of smell; G protein-coupled receptor signaling pathway
Cellular component (GO): plasma membrane
Molecular function (GO): olfactory receptor activity; G protein-coupled receptor activity
Source: RefSeq, a predicted model, not a curated record
CGAUAGGCCCUCCAUGGAGUGUGUGAACGGGACUGUGGUGAAGGAGUUUGUCUUCCUCGGCUUCUCAACUCUGGCUGAGCUGCAGCUGCUGCUCUUCGUUGUCUUCCUGCUCCUCUAUUUGUUCACCCUCAGCACCAAUGCCGUGAUUAUCUCCACCACCGCGCUAGACAGAGCCCUUCACACCCCCAUGUACUUCUUCCUCUCCGUCCUCUCCUGUUCAGAGACCUGCUACACCUUUGUCAUUGUGCCCAAGAUGCUGGUUGACUUGCUGGCUCGGAAGAAGAGCAUCUCGUUCCUCGGCUGUGCCAUCCAAAUGUUCGCCUUCCUCUUCCUUGGCUGUUCCCACUCCUUCCUGCUGGCAGCCAUGGGCUAUGAUCGCUACGUGGCCAUUUGCCACCCUCUACGCUACACGGUGCUCAUGGGGCACAGGGUGUGUGUGGGGCUGGUAGCCGCUGCCUGUGUCUGCGGCUUCACUGUGGCACAGGUUAUCACAGCCUUGGUGUUUCACCUGCCCUUCCAGGCUUCCAACCAACUCCAUCACUUUUUCUGUGACGUCUCCCCUGUUCUCAAGUCGGCGUGCCACCACGCCCACUUUACGCAGAUCACCAUCUUCGUGCUCUGCGCGCUGGUCCUGGUUAUCCCUCUGUUAUUGAUCUGGGCCUCAUACAUUCAUAUCAUUUCUGCCAUCCUCCAAUUUCCUUCCACACUAGGGAGGUACAAAGCAUUUUCCACCUGUGCGUCUCACCUCAUUGUGGUCGUAGUCCACUACGGGUGCGCCUCUUUUAUCUACCUACGGCCCAAGUCCAACUACUCUUCAAGCCAGGAUGCUCUGAUAUCGGUGUCCUACACUAUCCUGACGCCACUGUUCAACCCAGUUGUCUACAGCUUAAGAAACAAAGAAUUCAAAUCAGCUCUUCAUAGAGUCAUAGGAAGAGCAGUUACCCUAAGACAAUGCUAAUCUGCGCCCUGCCUUUUUCCAAAUAACUAAGAAUAAAGGACACGGAGGGAGAUGCUCAAGAUGGAAAUAACUGAGCAUCAUGUUCAGAAACAGGGACUAGUUUUCCCUCACUUUCAAUAUAAAGUUCAGAACCACACAAUUUCUUGCCUUGGUGACAUGAAUUAUUGUCCAGUAAAGAAUAUUACAGGAACCUAUUCUGUUCUAGGGAGCCAGUGUUGAGGCUAAUCUCGACUGUCAAUGCAAAUAGAAGCUAGAAUCAGCUAAGACGCGUAUGUCUGGGCAGAGGCGUGAAAGCAUUUCCAGAAGGGAUUAGCUGAGGGGAGGUCAUCCCUCAGAGAGGACAGAACCUUUUAACAUGUAGCCCGGACAUAAAGGGGUCUGAGGAAAGGGAGCACUUUGCCUGCCUGGAUCCCAUAUUGCAUCUAUGUCUGUUAUUUCUGUGGUUGUGGCUGCUGCCGCCGCCACCUUUGCAUGGCUGCUUUAGAAUCCUGACAUAGGCAAGGAGAGAGGACAUGGACAGCGGACACAGAGGACAAGUGGACCUCCAGGGACCCUCCAGGCCUUUCGUACAAACUUUUCGACUGCUGAGAAGUCAGCCUCAAGGAAUGAGUAUCGGUAUGUUCUCAGCCUCUGCCGCAUGCGCCCAGCUAUUAUUGGACUGGACUGCAGUCAGUCCCUACGGGGCAGACCAUUCUAGUGGCUCUGUCCCCUAGGGAGCCUUGUCUAAUGUGCCUGGAAAGAACUUUUUUCUAGGUUGUGCUCUUUCUGAAUAAUUGCUGAGUUGUGUUAUUUCGAUAUAAUUGUUACAAAUUUAAUGAGAUAAUUGGACAACUAGCAGUCGAAGCUUGGCACAUAUGAUAGAAACAAUUGGUGCUCUCAUGAGAAAGUCAUAAAACAACUAUUUAGUGUUUCUUGAAGUUUUUAAUUCAGAUACACUGUGCUGAUAACAUCAGUGUAUCUAAUAAAUAAGACUUCCUUUUCCAAUUUCUAUGCACGUUUAAAUCAAAGUUUAAAACCUAUUUUUCUCAGCGUUCGCCAGGUGGAGAACUGUACAAAGAGUCUCCAGUGUCUGUUCUUCGUGUGACUCUGAACCAUGUGUUUAGAGGGAUGCUUUGUUUAUUUCUUUAUUAGGGACGGGAACCGAAUGGAACUCCGUGACCCAGAUGUCUGUCGUGUUUCCUUCCGGUCUCUGCUUGCCAAUAAAGGGCUCUGAAUUCAUUUCUUCUUCCUGAUUUUCUUUUCUUCCACAAGUUCGUUCUUCAGUCACCUGCUACGGUGUCCGUCAACUUCAUUUCUUCUGUAUCUUUAAAGCUUAAGACAGCAUAAGGGUGGGGCUUGAAUGGGAUGAAUACUAAAGCAAACUCGAUUGAACUUAUGCAGCCGCUAAGUUCUUGUUUUCUUUUGCAUGAUAGUGACCUCAGUCUUCUAGCAAGUGUCUAUGAAAAGAAAAUGGACUUAUGGACUUACAACCCUCUGAAUCCUCUUAAUAUGUCAAUUGUUUAUGCUUGUACUGCAUGAAAACUCUGUAAAAUGCUGCUUCAUGUGUACCUUAAAGCAACCUUGAGAUGUAUACAUUACGAUCUACGUCCUGUAGAUGAUAAGCGGACACUGAGAGAACUAAAAUUGUUUCCCCACUGAUGAACAGAAGAACUUUUGUUGAGUAUGCACUUAAUGCUAAAACUGUUCCUCCUAUGCCUUUUGUGACAUUAAUUGCUUACGUUAAUAGAGACUAGAACACAUGAGUAUGUAGGAGAUUAAGUCCCCUGACGUCUGUAGAAAGAAUUGCGUGAACUAUAGCUUUUUUAGGCAAAUAGCUCAUAAUGGGUGUAAGCUCCUCAAGCCACAUGGCCAGGCCACUCCCGCAAGGACCUCUAACGGCCAGGUUCCACCCACAGAACACUAACUGCCCUGACUGCUGGAC